AUGCCCGACCAGAGCUGCCCCCCUACGAGUGCCGAAGCGGACUGCGCGAUGGACGUCACGAACGAUGUUCCUAUGGCGCCCGCAUCUACCGAGUCUCCUCCCGUGCCCGCGGCCGGCGCUGAAAAGGAUGAGAAUGAACCUAUGAGCGACGUCGAGACCAAGCUCGCGAUGCUCGAGCGCCGCGUCCAGCAGCUCGAGGAGCAGGUGCGUGCCGGCGUGCGUUCCUCGCCGGCGCCACCUACGCCGCUCAAGCGCGAGGCAGCCUUUACGCCGGACGUGUUCAAUCCGUUUUGGGACGAGAUCGUCGAGGGUCCGAGCGUGCCAGGUGCCCAUGCGUUCCCCGAGGCCGUGCUGCACAACAAGAAGCAGACCCCUCCAACCGACGCCGUCGGCCCCUCGUUUGAGGAGCAGUGGUCGCUGGUGCACGCGCCUGGCAUGUCGUCUGUCACGAUGACGCCCGGCUGGAACGACGCGUCUCCGCUGUCGACGUGGCCGGCGCCUCUCUGGACCGUGCCCUCGGACGAUCUGGUGCCGAGCAGCGUGCGCAGGCUGCCUUCCCCCCCACUGCCGCCUACCAAGGAGCUUGUAGCGGACGUGAUGUCGCGCGAUGCUCAGGAUGCAAGCGUCACGCUGCAGCUCCUGCUGAAGAACGGCAGCGAGGGCCAGCGCGCCGAAAUUGUGGACACCAUCAAGCCCCAGCUGAGGAAACUUGCCUCGGACAAGAAUGGGGGCUACCUCGUGCAGCGUGCGCUAACGCUCGACAUGGAGCUUGCGUGGGCGCUGCGUGGCUCGUUUGCGCUGCUGUCUCUGUCGCCGUACGGCGCGCUGGUCGUCCGCCGCGUGCUGGAUGGCGACGAGCCGCUGCGCCUCGCGGUCGUCCAGGACCUGCUGAGCGACCGCCUGUGCCAGACGCUCACGGCGCGCAAUGCGAUCCCAGUCUGGCACAAGGUCCUGCGCCUUGCGUGGCCCGACCAUGUCCUGGACACGCUGCGGACUGCGAUCCACACCAUGUUCCGCGGCCGGUGGGCGGAUCUGGCGACGGACGAGAUCGGGAGCACCCUCUGCCAGAAGCUUAUGGAGUACGGGCACGUCCCUGAGCACGGCGCGUGCGUCACGGAGCUCAUGAACCGCUUUGUGUCGUGCGUGUGCGACCAGUGGGGCGUGUGGGUGAUCCAGUACCUGGUCGAGCACGGAAGCGAGGCGAUGCAACGGCGUGUUGCGUGCAGCGUCUUUAGCCACCUCGGCGCGGUGAGCCUCUCGGUGUAUGGCUCGCGCGCGAUCCAAGCGAUGCUGCGUGCGACGCCCCAGGUGGUUGCCGCCGAGUAUGCCGAGCGCCUGUGCCAGCUGCCGACGGUGCGCAGCCACCUUGGCUCGCUGCGUCCGCUGCUGAUCGACCUCGCGCUCACGCAGCAAGGCUUGCCGAUCAUUGCACAGCUUCUCACGACGGCCGGCCUUCCCCGGCGUACCGAGAUCUUGAACGUGGUGCGCAAGAAUGCGCCCAUCCUCCAAGGCAACAAGAGCGGGAUGCGUGUCGUGCUGCUCUGUGAUCGUGCGCGCGCGUUUACUGGGUAUGAGCGGGCGUAG
This is a messenger RNA of Malassezia japonica, 1584 nucleotides long. RefSeq lists its product as uncharacterized. Gene Ontology annotation, biological process: post-transcriptional regulation of gene expression. Gene Ontology annotation, cellular component: cytoplasm. Gene Ontology annotation, molecular function: mRNA 3'-UTR binding. Bases 1 to 1584 code for a protein of 527 amino acids. The record is from RefSeq and is a predicted model, not a curated record. The transcript is spliced from 3 exons. Lineage: Eukaryota; Fungi; Basidiomycota; Malasseziomycetes; Malasseziales; Malasseziaceae.